Messenger RNA from Portunus trituberculatus (swimming crab), 3972 nucleotides. RefSeq lists its product as uncharacterized. Gene Ontology annotation, molecular function: catalytic activity. The transcript has 3 exons. The record is from RefSeq and is a predicted model, not a curated record. Lineage: Eukaryota; Metazoa; Arthropoda; Malacostraca; Decapoda; Portunidae. Bases 2716 to 3336 code for a protein of 206 amino acids.
UGUUUGGAAAGUUAAGAGUGCAAACACUAAGGGGGUGAAUGUGGAGGUUGAGGGAAGUAGGAUGGGAGAAUUUCCAGGUGGACUUGAGUGAGGGAAGUUGGGAGGAUGAACGUUUGAAUGGUGUGGAUGAGCUGAGUGAUAGGUUUGUUGAGAAUGUAAAGAAUGCAGCAGCCAGUCGGAUAGGGUAUGAGAGAACGGGUGCCAAAAGGCAUGCAUGUAAGCAGUGGUGGAAUGAUGAGAUUAGGGAUGCCAGGAGAGACUAUAUAGGGUCUGCAGGCAACUGAGAAUGAGGCAUGAGUGAGGAGGCAGAAAGUGAGUACCAGAAUUCAUGGAUGGCAUAUGUGAAUCGGCAACGAGUGGCUAAAUGUGAGUUAAUGAAUGCUUAAGUUAGGUGUGAGAGAAAGGUCAUUCAAUUCCUGAGAGAAAGGUGUGGAAGGUGGCUGAGAAUGGUACAGGUUCCUGAGGGGUGAGGGGAUGCGUGACGGUGAAAAUGUGGAGAGCUUGGGGUGAAUGGGGCACUGGUGACAAAGAAAUGAGAAGGAUGAUUAAAGAGUUUUGGGAAGAGAUUGGAGGUGUAGGUGAGGUAUCUGGUGUGAGAGAAGGAUGUGCGACACUGGAAAGGAAGGAUGCAGAUGAAAUGAGUGAGAAUCAGCAAGGAGGAGGUGAAAUGUGAGGCAGAAAAAUGGGAAGGCAGCAGGGCCAGAUGAGAUACCGUAUGAAAUGUAUAGAAAUGGAGGGGAAGUUGUGAUAGAAUGACUGAGCUAUUUAACCAAGUGUGGGAAGAGGAAAGAGUGCCAAGGAUGUGGAAUGAAUGCAAGGUGAUUGUUGCAUAAGGGAGGAUAUAAGAGCAAGGAUGAGUUGCAAUAUAGACCAAUAGCGUUAUUAAAUACAGUUGGGAAAGUAUCUAGUGCAGUGCUGAAUGAGAUUGUGCAAAUGGAUUGAAAGAGCUGGAGUGUUAGGUGAAGAGCAGAAUUGUUUCCGGGCGGGCAGAGCAGAUAACUUGUUUGUGGUGAAUGAAAUGAUUAAAAGAAGGAUGGUAGUAAAUUCUACAUAGGUCUUCUAGGCAUAGAGAAGGCAUAUGAUAGGGUAAGUAAAUACUUGCUAGUCCUAGAAGAGAUUGGGUUGAGCGCAAAGAUGGUUAACAUGGUGAGAAGAAUGAGAAGAAUGAAUACAGGAGUCAAUGUGGAGAAAAAGAUGUGGUCUUGUAUGCAGAUGACAUUGUAAUUGAGUGAAUCACAUGAGUUUCGAAGCUUGUUGAAUGCUGUAGAUGAGUAUGGUAAAGACUUUGGGGUAAGUUUUAGCAGUGAGAAGAGCAAGGUGAUGAUUGUGAACAGGUCAGAGGGUGAGAGUCAGUGUGGAGACUGGGAGAGAAUGAGGUGCAACGGACUGAUGAAUACAAGUAUCUGGGGGAUAUGGGCGAGUUCAAAUGGCUGUGUGAAGGAAAAGAAUGAAAAGGUAAGCAUGGUAAACUAGUGGGUCGGUCGACUAGGAAGCGCAGCAAGGAUAAGAACUAGUAAAUUAUGUGCUACGAGAAGUUUGGAAGAGCGUAGCUGUUCCAAGCAUUAUGUAUGGUAUAGAUGUGAUUGUGUGAAAUGAAAAUGAACUAGAGGAAUUGGAAGUAGGACAGAAUAGAGUAGGAAGAAUGGCACUGAAUGCACCAAGGUAUGCAGCGAUAGAAGCCCUGAGGGGAGACAUGGGCUGGAGUACGUGUAAGCCACGUCCACACGGUCGAGCAGUGUUCGUCGAGCACGAAGGCUUUGCCCGUGUACGAUCCGUUUCAGCGAGCAAACCAUCAAACUGUCCGCUCCCGGCGCCAUUAGAGGCCAGUGGAUAGUCCAGGAUGGAGGUCUUCUGUCACUGCCAAACGCACAAGUAUGGCGCGCACCAUGGUGAUCGUACCGUACUGAACCACUCGCUCAACUCCUGCUGGCGUCCGACUGCCCUCCAACCACCACGGACAGCCGUGUGGAUACCUUACGCGGGCAUAGUCUGCAGACUUUGCCUUGUCAGGCACAGCCUGCCAGCCAUAGCUCGACCGUGUGGACGUGGCUUAAUAAUAGUCAACGUUGAGGAGUGGCCGUUACAAAGGCCUGACUCGGGAGCAAUCCUGUGUCACCUGUAACAUCAAGAUCAAGAUUUACAUGUUGGUAGUGCAAGUGCAGGAUGAGAGGGAGUGGCUGCACCAGCCUGAGUGGUGCCAAGAUCACGGACAUCAGGAAGAAAGUAGAGGAAGAAGCAGCCAGCAUGGAGGACGGGAUGCUGAUCAUCCAAGGAGGUGGAAACGGCCUAGAAUAUGUUGAAGAUGAGACGGUGAGGAAUGUUGUGGAUGCCGUGAGGAGUGUGGAAGGCAAGGGCAUGAGUGUGGCCGUCGUGGGUGUCAUGCAGAGACCCAGGGAAGGCCCGUUCUACGAGCGUCUGAGAAGAUCCACCAACAGAAGACUGCAAGAGGAGCUGCUGGAAAUGAAGAUAGAGUGGAUGAAGGAGAAAAAAGGCAAGGUGAGCUUCAUCGACAUGGACGGCGUGGUAGACCGGUUCAGCUUGUAUGAGAAGGACGGCGUGCACCUGAACGACGCAGGGACUGCCAGGAUGGGUCGACGGCUGUGUGAGUGGGUGAGGGCGAGGUCGCUGCAGCCGAUGGACCAGUGACGGGAGACGACAAAAGCACGCCAGGAAGAAGACACCAGCCAGGCAAGUGAGAGUGUGAGGAUUGGAUGCAUGAAUGUGAGAGGAUGGGGUGUGGGUAAGUUUGAGGAUAUUUCCAGGGAGCUCCAGGAAUGGAAGUUCGACAUAGUCGGGCUUACAGAGACGCACCUGAGAGGUGAGGUACAAAUGGAAGGAUGUGAGUUUGCUAUGAUUGGGAAGGGACGUAAGACUCAGGAGACACAGGGAGGAGGCGUAGCCUUUCUCUAUAGGAAAGAAAGUGGACUGAAAGUAGAGGAGCUUGGUGUGGGAACGUGUGAGAGCAGUGAGGAUGUGUUGGCAGUGAGAGUGGAGUGCACAGAUGGUCGGGGCAGAGUGGAGAAGAUGGUUCUGGUGGUGGUGUACAUGACUGUCAUGGGUGAAAGAGCUGAGAGGGAGAACAGGAGGAAGUAUGACAUACUGAAGAGAGUUGUGAGAGAACAUGGAGGGGAGAGAGUGCUGGUGAUGGGUGAUAUGAAUGCACAUGUAGGAAUUCUGGGAGAACGUGUGAACAGGAAUGGUGAGAUGCUUGGGGAUUUUGUGGAUGAAAUGGAGUUAGAGAAUCUGAAUGUAACCUUCGCUGAGGGACGUGUGACUUGGAGUGCAAGGGAGCAGGAGUCAGCGAUAGACUGUGUUGGUGAAUGGAAGAAUGCGUGAAAUUGUCACACAUGUGGAUAGAUGAGGAUGGUAUGGUGGAUAUUGUGUCUGAUCACAAUAUGCUGGUUGUGGAGUGCCUGUUGCAUGGUAGGAAAGAAGUGAAAGUGGCGAGUAAGAAGAGAAAGUGGAGACCGAGAGAUGUAGGGUGAGAAAACUUCCAGGUGGACCUGAGUGCAAGAAGCUGGGAUGAUGGAGGUAUACAUGAUGUGAGCACGUGAAAUGAGAGACUGGUAGAGGAUAUGCGGAGUGCUGCAGAGAGCAAGAUAGGGUAUGUGAGAGUAGGAAGAAGAAAGUACGUAAACCAUGGUGGAAUGAUGAAAUCAGAGGCUAGAAAGGAGCGAAAGAGGAGAAGUAGACAGUGUAGGUGGCUGAGGAAAGAGGCAUGAAAGUGAUGAGGUAGAGAAUGAGUACCAGAAUGCAUGGGAAAUGUAUGUAAAGCAGCAGAGAAUAACAAAGCGAAUGAUAGUGAAGGCCAAAGUAAAGUAUGAAAGGAGUGUGAUUGAAUCUUUGAGAGAAAGGCAUGGAAGGUGGCCGUGAAUGGUACAAGUUCUUGAGAGGUGAGAAUAUGGCAGACAGUGUUGGAGUGGAGAGUUUGAAGGUGAAUGGUGAAGUUGUAACAGAGAAGGAAGGAAGGAA